Sebastes umbrosus (honeycomb rockfish) is the source of this 3536-nucleotide messenger RNA. Its product is annotated as XK-related protein 8-like. Gene Ontology annotation, biological process: engulfment of apoptotic cell; phosphatidylserine exposure on apoptotic cell surface; apoptotic process involved in development. The record is from RefSeq and is a predicted model, not a curated record. Gene Ontology annotation, cellular component: plasma membrane. The coding region runs from base 1791 to 3077 and encodes 428 amino acids. Lineage: Eukaryota; Metazoa; Chordata; Actinopteri; Perciformes; Sebastidae. The transcript is spliced from 4 exons.
GAUCAGAACUGCUCCCAUAGCAACGGUCUGUUAUACAUAGCAACGGUCUGCUAUAAAGAAAUAACAAACCGUAAAACGCUGUGAUUGACCAAUCAGAAUCGAGUAUUCAACAAAGCCGUGUAAUAAUAACUGAUAAUAACAGUUUUUACUAUUCCAGAUAUUUCAUCACGUUAAUGCAAGUAUAAAAAUCCAGUGUUGCCAUAAACAAGUCCCGCUCAUUGAUUUGCAACCCUGCCACGAUGUCCUAAUACCAGCAUAGGUAUAUUAAAGGGACAGCUGCCACAACUAAAACUUUAUUAAAAAAAAAAUCUAUGACUGUUAUGACUUCACUGCCUGUAUACAAUGUCAUUUCAACUGUACUUGAAGCUGGGGGUAAUUUGAUAAGCUUAUUUCUAAACCAACACAGUGAAGUGUUGGUUGUAUUUCAUACAUUUUCUAUAAAGCAAACUGUAUUUUAUUAUCUUUACACAUGGAGAACAUUUGUAUACUACUUUUUUCAUACAUACCAUACAGUCAUAUGGGUUGCUGUUGCUGUUGUGUGAACACCUUGUAUUUCCAAAAUACAAAAAUAUAAUGUUUUUUGACAAGGUAAAUAAUAUAAUAAAAUAAAAUAAUAAAUAUUGAAUAAUAAUAACAAUCAUAAUAUUUUGGACACUAUAAGGGUUUUGCAAGGGUCUAAAAUUGUCCUAAUUUAUGUCGUUAAUCUUUCAAUUUAAAUGACUAAGAUUGGAUUUCUGAGGUUUUUACAUGACAAAAAGGGCUAUCUAAAUGUGUGUUUUGGGGUGUUUCGUUGUCACCGCUGCUACUACUGGAACCUAUUUGAAGGACUUUGAAUGUAGCUCUCCUUUUAUAAUCUUUGUGUUUUGUUACUGACUGCGAAACAGCUGUUUUAGACCACUUGACAGGUUUUUAUCAAGAUAAUAUUGAUGGUGCAAAACAAGUUCAAGUCGAGGGUUGAUUCCUUACAUGUCGACUAAGAAUUGUUAGUACAUAUUUAACGACAGGUGACGUCUUUAGGUACAAAACAAGUUAGGUAGUUUUACUCGCUCAUCCAGUGUUUGUUUAGCUUGUUUGAAUGUCCCAUGUGCCAAACGUCUCUGUUUACUUCAGUAUCAGCGUGCACAUAGACAAUCCUCAUCAUUCAACACUAGACUGUUUGUUUAUGUUCUUUUUAAAUCUUUUCGGGUGUCCUAAAAGUGAAUUCAAGUUGUUUUUUACGUGUUAAUGUAUUUUCACACUUUCAGCGUCUUUCAGUUCAUUGUUUGUUUCUGUGUUCUCGUUUGCCAACAAAACUGCUGAAACCAAAAGUCAAGGUCACUACUGGUUGUUAAUAUUUUACCUCAUUUGCCAUGUGCAAUCAUUAAAGUGGUGACAAUGUUGUAUUUUAAUUUGUGCUUUUUUUGUUUUUUACACUUCAUGAUACAGACUGAUCUGAUUUAUUAUGAUGACUUAUAGCUCAGUUUUUCUAUUUUUUUUUAUUUUUAUUUUUUACAGUAAAGUAACUUAAUUUGAAAAUAGGAAUACUAUAAAGCUUAAUUGUUAAACUGACAGCUUUCAAUAUGAGUUGUUUGUAUGGAAUGAUUAUGUUACUACGGUAUGCCUUUAAAAUGUUAUGUAACCCUGUAGGAGGGGUUACAAAGUAUUUCAACAGUGAACCUUUGCUCUGUGCCAACUUUCGGUUGUGUGUCUUCUUAAGUUAACAAGUGGUUAACAGCUUUGUCCUGAAGUAUGUCUCCGCACUAGAAGCAGCCGGUUGAAGGGGAUAUGAGAACUUUAGUUUGACAGACACUAUGGGUUUGUUCAAGUACUCCCGCGUGGACUUCCUCUUCAUUUGUGUGGGUCUGCUGUUCCUGCUGCUCGACAUAGUGCUGGACAUAUAUGCCGUUGUGACUUUCUACCAGGAAAAAGCCUACGUGAGCCUCGGUAUUCUGGUGCUGCUCCUCCUGGGCUCGUCCUUUCUCGUUCAGGCAUUCAGCUGGCUCUGGUACAGCGACGAGGGCUCCGAGAGGCAGACAAAGGUCGAGAAAUGCCUGAGCAGGAGCCAGCUCGCGCUUCUUCAUGUGCUCCAGCUGGGAAUCUACUUCAGGCAUGCAGGUGUCGUGGAGAUCUCUUUAUGCAGCUCCUACUCGAAGAUCCCUGACCGCGAGGGCACCGCGGUGUUCCUGAACCACGACCUGAGCAUGCUGCGGCUCGUGGAGACGUUUUCGGAGAGCUCCCCUCAGCUCGUCCUCAUGCUCACCAUCAUCCUGCAGAGCGGCGAGCUCAGCCCUGUGACAGUGUUGAAGGCCCUGGGGUCGGCCUCAGCCAUCGCCUUCAGUGUGACCAUGUACCACCGCUCCCUUCGCUCCUUCCUGCCAUACAAGGAGAAGCAGCAGAUGAUCUCAUCGGUGGUCUACUUUCUCUGGAACCUGUUCCUCAUCUCGUCUCGCCUCGUCGCCCUCGCCCUCUUCGCCUCCGUGCUGCCCUGCUUCAUCUUCACCCACUUCUUUUGCUCUUGGAUGGUUCUGUUCUUCUUCGUCUGGCGAUCCAAGACGGACUUCAUGGAGGACCCCAGCGUAGAAUGGCUCUACCAGGCCACCGUGGGCCUCAUUUGGUAUUUCGACUGGUUCAAUGUGGUGAAGGGGAGGACGAGGAACAGGACUCUGCUCUAUCACGGCUACAUGCUGGUUGACAUUUCUCUCCUCUGCGGUUUGUGGUGCUGGAAGAUGAUCACGGAACCGCCUUAUUUCGAAAUUCCACUCUUGUAUGCUGUAAUCACUGCUGUCAGUGUUGUUGCCGUUUACAUCUUUGGUCUCUUAUUUAAAAUUAUAUAUUAUAAGUGCUACCAUCCAAACCUGGACAAGGAGGAGUUGAAAGGGGACGCCACUGAAAAGCUCCCCGUUGGACAGGGACCGACUAGGAGUAAAACAUUUUCUGGAGAUGAGACAGACUCUUCUAUGCCCUCACUCAGGGUCAUAUCUGAUUCAUACGACAUAGAUAUAGAGGUUACAGAUCGCAGCUUGCCCAGCCCACCAGCACCCGACCGCAAACACGUUAAUAAAAGAAUGAGGAAGUUGGCCGAGAACUUCUACUCCUGACCUGCAUCACUUGACACCCACCAGACAUGAGGAGGUUACACUGAGUCAUGCAGACUUGACUGUCAUGACCUGCUCCCAGAUUAUGUCUUCACUGUAUUAACUGCUUUUCAAGUCUGCAAAAAUGCCCAUAUGAACAUUUAAAUAGUUUUUUUGUCUCUGUAACCGUUCCUCCUGCUGGUACUAAUUAUCACUAUUCCAGUGGAAGAAAUGGGGACAAAACAUACAGUCGUAUUUCUGUGUAAAGAUGCAUUCCAAUGUUCAAGGGACGUUAUAUCGACUUAUCGUACGAUACACGGACAUGACCUGUCAUUUGUUUUUAUAUAUUUAGUGGUUAUUUUGGUUGUUUGGUUUUAUUUCAUUUAUGUUAUUUAUUUAGAAUAUUUUUCAUAAUAUAUUUUUCACAUCCCAAUUCCAAUGUCUGAAUAUUCUUAAGAAUUAAAAUUUGUAUAGUCUUUGAAA